AUGGUUGAUACUUUAAAGGAUAAAGACAUAAUAUUAUCAUUGAGAAUAGCCAGAAACAACAUCUUUCAUUUGUGUCAAAUAUUUAAAGAUAUGAUAUUACAAGCAAUUAGAAUGAUUUAUUCGCAUUUUAUUGUAGAAUUCUAUCGUAAUGGCAAUUUACCGCAAAUAUUUUCACAAUCUCAAUCAAUAUUACUUGGUCCACUGACUGAAUUAAGCCAAUUCACUCACACCGGUUACAAUAUUCUCUGCUGGUAUGAGAAGGAAAUAUUAGAAAAUUUAAAAUCUUAUUGGCCAAACCUUAUUCUACAAACUGAAUAUACUGAAGAAUCUAUGAGAUUAACUAUUUGCGGUUAUGUCUCUAAAAAAUUGAUUUUAAAACCUCAUCAUAAUAGAAGUUAG
Entrophospora sp. SA101 is the source of this 399-nucleotide messenger RNA. Lineage: Eukaryota; Fungi; Glomeromycota; Glomeromycetes; Entrophosporales; Entrophosporaceae. The record is from the annotation of a GenBank genome assembly.